GAGGACUGUACCACCUCGCCCGACGCUGCCAUGACGACCGGCUGGACAAGAUGGAGUGCGGUGGUGGUGGUGGUAUUGACCUGCCUAUGCCUGCCACCCCUUGCUGUCUCCCACACUCUGCCAGUCAUGGAUCACGGCGAGGUACCACUAACCGACUUCUCCUGUAUCGGGAAGAUCAUCGGCGGUUACUAUGCCGACGUCUUCACCGAGUGUCAGAUGUUCCAUGUGUGUACGAUCAACGAGAAAGGUAAAAUCCACGACUACACUUUCCGAUGCUUAGCGGGCACUGUGUUCGAUCAAGAAACUCGAGUGUGUGAGCGUUCUGGCGAGGUGAACUGCAGCCAAUCAGAAUCCUUCUUUCACCUCAACAAUGAUCUCUAUGGUCCAGGCAUCAUCCCUCCCACUGCAGACUCGGAGGGCACCCCCAGCGCCGCUAAAGUGCAGGUUCUGGACCCCACUGUCGCCCUCAUGGGGGCUUCUGACCCUCCCACUGUCCCUCCUGCCACUUCGGAAGUUACUACACCAUCCCCUCCUCCUGCUGCUCCUUCUCAACCCCAGCCUCAGCCCACCAGCUCCCCACCACCUCCUGUGAUCCCUCCAGGAGUCACUGCCUCCACUACUCGUAUGUCCACUUCAACUUCCUCCUCCGUUACAUCUGCCUACUCCUUUCCACCCUUGCCCUUCACUGUCAGCAGAACAUCCACUUCUGUGUCCGCUUCCUCACAUGUCCGCAUCCAGACGCCCCUUGCGCAGAUCUCCCUUCAGCAGGGUGUGGACCACUCUGUCCUGCCUGCCCCCCACCUCCGGCCCUCCUUGCUCCGCCUGGCAGCUGAAGCUCAGAAUGCAGCACAGGCAGCAAAGAUACUUGAGGAUCACAACCCCACCGCGUCCCCCACAGUCACCGCUCAGACACCUGCUAACUUCGAGGAUGUCCCCAGACUUUCUGUAUUACAUCUUGAUACUACUACUACUUCCGGUGCUGGGACAAGUCAUAACCAUGGUGGGUCUUCUCUUAUUAGACAAAAAAGACAAUUGACACCUCGAAGUCAAAACAACUUUUCCCCUUUUAUAACCCAGGAAGAUGCAACUCCGCUUACUGCCACUGCUUCCACUUCUUCCUCCCAACGACAAAAUAUUCGAGACCGUACAUUAACUUCCACAGACAAUACCCGUAGAACUGUUUCCUCUAGAGGUCGAGUAAGAUUUAGGCAACCAGAUUCCAUUGUUCAGCCUCAUAGAAGAAAUCCAGUGAGAGGAGGUAGCCCAUCAAGAGUUAGACAACCUAGUCAGGUAAGAGUUAGACAGAGGGUUAGCUCUGUACAAGCUAGGCAAGAUGACGACAGUCUGUUUCGUGUAAGACAGGCGUUCGUACCUGCUGUGAGUGCACCAAGAAUCACUCCAGUACCCAGUGUUCGUGUUCAUGAGUUAGUGAGUGGUAGUCAACAGAGACAUCCAGUAUUAGAGAGGCAGAGUAACCCAUCAGUAGGAUCCAGGCAGCGAGAUAGAGUUCGUGUUUCAAGACCAAGGCCAACUAACCUUGGUCAAGUGACGAGACACAGGCCAAUGGUUUUUCAGACUUUUACACAAGACUCCUCUACUGAUAGUCUUGCCCACCACAAUACUUUCAUACAAGACACUGUUUCAGAGACUCCUCCUUCGCAGUUAGCUGACCCUCCUGUUACUCCAAUACCCCCCACAUUCUUGACAGCCGAAUUCCCCCCUGACAGCCACAUCAGUGUCUUUGACGGGGAUCAGGCAACAGCUAGGACGACGGACUCCACCUCCACCAGUACUGCCGACUUCACUAUCACAACAACAACAACACCAUCACCACCGUUCGUGUUCCCAGAGACUAGCUUCUCCUGUCUAGACAAGAUUCCAGGUGGAUUAUAUGCUGAUGUUGAGGCAGAAUGCGCCGUCUUUCAUAUCUGUUCAGUGGAACCAGACUCAAGCGCAAAGGAUAACAAGUUUGUGUGUGGUUCAGGAACUUUGUUUGACCAGAAGAGCCGCACAUGCCAGACUGCUGCUCUGGUUGAUUGUGCAUCAGCUGCUUCCUUCUACUACCUCAACGACCCUCUUAAGGGACCAGUCUAUUUAGAACUUGAAACCCAACAUCCUGAACAGCGGUUUGAUUUUCCUCGUAUCCUUAAACAUUCCUCCUCCCCCUCUUCCAUCUCCUCUCAACGUGGCCGUCGCAGUGCAGAUCGCAGAGUUGACCUGUGUAGCAGCAGUCUCCCGCACAAACCACAGGUUAUUUCGGAAACUAAAUGCAGAGAAUUUGUUGUGUGUAAGCUUCAGGCUAAUGGCACAUUUAAGGAAAUGCGUAAGCUUUGCAAGAAAGACUACCUCUUUUCCCCGAUCCGACACAAAUGUUAUCACGCCAACAAAGUACAUUGUGACAAGGAGACAAAGAUGGCAAGUAAUAGCUUGAAAGCUUUGAAUUCACUAGGAGGCCGAUGGAAAAGACGCGCUGCCUCUCUCCUACGCUCUCGUAGGUUCCGCCGUGCAGCCCUGCCACCCUUAGCCAACUUGGUGAUGACACCAGGGGUUGAAGAUGCCCGUGUACGUCGUGCCCUCUACAGUCUCGCUGCACUUCAACAAUGGACCUUAGAAAAUGCCAAACACUCCACUUUUAUUGAAGUUUAUGCCUUGCAGACUGAUGGUGAUGGGAAAGUUGAUCAUUAUCCAAAGAAAGUUUAUGUUGAUAGUACGGUUCUUCUAACUAGUCCCGGGGCAGUACAGAGGUACGGGUAUAUCCAUCGUAAGAGGAGAGAUGUUGCCAAUAUCACUGUAGCAGAACAAGUACUCACUGGGAAUACAACGAAAGUUGAAGAUACACUAGCUCCAACUGCUGUCUUAACAUCAUCCGGAAAUACAGAAAAAGAGACUAAUGUUGAACAAACUGAUAUUGUCAUUAACACAACAACAUCUGUAGGUUCUCUGACUCUGCCAACUAUUGCUACUACAACUAUUAGCUCAAGACCUACAGCCCUUCCAACGGUAACGGUUACAAAACGCAAAGACACACCAUCAGUUGUUUUUGUCAGUUCAUUUAACCCUGCAAUACCCACAGCUUUUCCAACUUUUACGCCCACAACAUUAUCAACUUUUGUUCCCACAACUUUCAUACCCAGGACCUUAUCCACUUUCACUAUAUCUCCAGUACACACCUCAGUGAAGAUUCCCACCGACACUGCAACACGGGUUACCGUGACUGUUACAACUACAAAAACGAUUGUACCAACGUCUAUAAGCAAUAUGCAUACAGAAAUUUCACCUACAGGUACAGCUGGUACACAUUCUUCUGUAUCCUUAACUACAGCUUUUCCUACUCCAUCUUCUACAACGAGAAAGGUUAAUUCUGUAGAUGAAGUUACUUCACCACCAGCACCAUCAGCAGUAGGCACAACUCUCCCAAAUACAAACUUAGAGACCACUACAUCUGGGACACAACCAACUUCUGAGUCUGACCCCAUAUCACCCAUGGAAUCUCCACCAACUCCACCAUCUGUUAGAGAAAGUGAUACUACAGUACAAAAUUUAAUUUAUACGAGCUCAACGACCACGUCAACGAGUCUAGAAGUUGGAGAAUCUCCAGUUAGUUCUCCAACAACUCCUCCGGCCAUUGACACAACUACUGGAAUUAUUAAGGUAACAGAAUCUACCACUUCAGAAUCCACCUCUACAACUGAAGGUGGUCAAUCAUCUUCAACAGUGAGCACAACCACCGCUGCAGUCACCCCAUCUACAGCUAAUGGAACGGAUGACCAAAAUGAAAAUACUACAGUUUCCAAUAAUAUCACCAUAACUUCUACUACUGAAAGCCUUUUUUCAGAAGAUGUUCAAACAGCAGGGAGUGUAAAUGUGUCGACAACUGAGGCACCAAAGGACACCACUGUGUCCGAUAAUUCCACAACAACAGCAGCAUCACCAUCUGCCACCUUCGAUAGGGAGAACUUACCUGAAACAAAUUUCACUUGUAAAGACAAGAAACUGGAACAAUUUUAUCCUGAUCCCGAGGCCAAUUGUCAAGUAUUCCACUACUGUUCACCAGGAUUCAACAAAAAGCAAGUUCUUGAUCUUAAAUUCCUCUGCACUGGGGCCACUAUGUUUGAUAUCAAUACUCAAAAGUGUGAGGACAUGGAAAAAGUUACUUGUAGUUUCGACACAUCAAGAUCUCAUAACAUCACAACUUCAACUACGGUCUCUCCUGUGACAAACACUAUGACACCGAAUGUUACUAAAACUACUACUACUUCUACAACUACUUCUUCUACUACUUCUACUAUUACUCCUGAAUCCGAAACAACACCAGAGGACAAAACUCUAUCAUCCAACACAACUACUGAAGCUACAACAACAAAAACAUCAAAAAGUACAACAGAAAUACCCAAAGUCAAUGAUACCACAAGUAAACACAACUGGAAUGCUACAACUUCGGAUCAUCAUCAUCUCCCAGAUCCUGAAGUAGCAGCUGAAGAUUACAAUACUACUACUACUACUACUCCUACACAGAUAUCGGAUACAACUCAACAAUCAACUCCAGAAACAACGACUCUAGUAGAUGAACUCCAGGUAACAACUAUAGUACCUUUAUUGGAAACUACAGAAAACUCAAACCCGGAAACUGUCACAGUAACGUAUGAGUCCUUAUUGAAACACCAGGAAGAAGAUGUAGCAACAGAUAAUGAAGAACUAAUUACUACUACAGUUAUACCUACAGAAGGAUAUAUAACCGAGACAAAUACUCCACAGACAGACACAGUAACUGAACGAGAUGCUAGAGAAGAAAUAUCAACAAGUACUAUGGGAGGUUUCGAUGAGGCUAUUGUCACUGUUACUGAAUUCACACUUGAAGACAAUAAUGACCUUGAAAUAAGCACAGAACUUGGUCCCAUCUUCGAUCCUGAGACUGUAGAUGAGGCAGCAGUAUUCAACCCUGUAACAGAAGAUGUAAAUGAUAUUCCAACAACAGAAUUGAAUAAUGUGGAUGUUGGUACAGAAGCUACCACCUUGAGUCCGACUGUUAAUAUCCCACAGACGUCUACAGACGUAUCGGUGUCAACGAAUAUAUCCGCCUUCAGUAAUCAUUCCGCGUCUAGUGAAACCUCAAUGUCCAGUGAUGUAUCCGUGUCUAGUAAUGUGUCUGUGUCUACCAAUCAUAAUGGAACAGAAGCAGAAGCAGUAGCAUUGUAAAAGUCCAUUAGUAAUGGACUAGAAGGGUAUUAAUGACAUGUCUUGAUUCAUGUCCAUAUUACUGUAAUAUUUUUUUGUUUAUUUAUUCCUGAAAAAUAUCAGUAUAGGGUUAUGUGAGAAUAUGCCUCUUAAUCAUAUAUUCCGUGCCAAAAAAUAUAUAGUUGCCUACUUUAUAGAAUCUUAGGAGCACAUAUAAAAAAAACAUUCCACAUGGUAGUAGAAAAAAUUUCAUCUCUGUGAUACACUAAUCAAGUAGGUCAACACUAUACAGGGGAGGAGAACCAUGUACUAUACAGUGAAACCUCCAUAUAAUGGACUUUUCUCAAUAUAUUCCGUUAGAUGGAGGAUUUCAUAUCUAAUGAACCCUCAAUAUAACGGACUUUCAUCCCUAUAAAUCAUAGUUAGAUGGAGGUUUCAUAUCUAACAGACCCUUGAUAUAACGGAAUUUCCUCCCCCAUAUAGUCCGUUAAAUAGAGAUUUCAUUGUAUUCCGUUUUACUAAUAAUUAAUCAUAAAACUAUGUUAUGUGUGCCGGAUGUGUAAUACUCAGACUUUGUCCUUCACUAAUUUUCUGUUCUUGUUCUGUUCACUACAACACUGUAUUAUUGUUCGUAACCUAAAGUCAACAAGUUGUAAGGUAUUUGGAGUGUUGUGUCAAGGUUGUGGGGUUGUAUAGUCCAGUAUUGUUCAGUAAAGGGAGAGAAAACGGACAAGUGUUGGCGUCCAUUCUAUUCACUAAUACAUCAUCCUCUUUGAAAAUCAUAGUUAGAUAUUUGCAGAAGAAUAUUUUGAACUAAUGGACGGUAUACGACUUAGAAAAACGCUCUGUGGCGGAAUUCCACAGGGUGAUUUUCAGGGAUAUAAUUUUGGUUGUGCAGGGCUUCUGUAAAGUGAUGGGGCUCUACCAGAUACUCUUGUAGGCAGGUGAAGGGUGCCUUUUGAUAGCCCUAAGGAGUGUAGCUAUGUAUAAACUCUGUCUAUACAGUAUACGUAAUAUGCCAAGGGACACAAUAUCCUUACAAACAUACAGAAUAAUGUAUCGGUCUACUGCUUCGGGUUCCCAAGUCAGAAUAUCUCUGGGGUUCGUGGUUCAGGGGGAGAGGCGAAUGGACUUCAGUAGUUGACUGUACAGUGCUAGAAAUUUUUUUAUAAGGUUAUUAUUACUGAUUGUUUUGAAAUAUGGACAAUGAAAACACUUGUUUAAAUUGAUAAUAAUACGGUUGUCAAUAUUUCAGUAAUAAUAAAACACUGCAAUUAGAUUUUAGAGGAAGAAAGAAAAAGUACAGUACAUCUAUAGUAAAAUAUAAUAGUAUGUCAUGCAUUGAGAUAAAGUUUUCUGUUAACCAAAGUGGUAAUAGUGGAGCAGACGAUUAGCAACCAGAAGGACAUUAUAGAAUUCGUUCAUUUAUUUGUGUAUGGGUUCUUUAUCGUUUUGCAACUUGUCUGUGCUUGUGGAGGAUAAAGACCACCUCCAAAGAGUUCAUCUGUCAACAUGGACAAGUUGGCAGGAUGUGUAAGUCAUCAAAAUGCGACAGAGAACUGACUGUGAAGAAGAAAUAUAUGUUUCAGUGCAACAACUGAUAAAUGUAAAAUUACAACAUGCCGCUUCAAGAAAGUUGCUUUCAUUGGUACCGGAUAUCAAAGUAAGUUCUUUCUUCAUGAUAUACGGGGGGGGGGGGUCCUUAGGUAGUAUAGGUCAGGUUCUGUUAGGUUCUAUGCAUUGUCGUUUCCAUUUCCGUGUUUAGAAUCAUGCAAAAUAGUAUUUCAAGAAAUUUUGGUACAAUUCUAUAAAAUCCUUCUGGUGCUAACUAAUUACCAAAAAAUUAAUCAACAUAAUUUUUUUUUCAAGAACUUGACCUUCCUUAUAGCUUGUAUACUGAUGGGACCAGACAGUGUAGUGAUAUAACUAAAUUGAGAAUGUGAAUUAUACAUUAGUUUGUGAGUUUUGGCUAUGCUGUUAAGAAUGUCACUUACUUCAAUGUUAGUGCCAGAUUUGUAUGAAACAGAUUUUUGUUUUUAAUAAACUACUUAAUAUUA
Homarus americanus (American lobster) is the source of this 7232-nucleotide messenger RNA. Its product is annotated as mucin-5AC-like. Gene Ontology annotation, cellular component: extracellular region. The coding region runs from base 31 to 5196 and encodes 1721 amino acids. NCBI's taxonomy places the organism in Eukaryota, Metazoa, Arthropoda, Malacostraca, Decapoda, Nephropidae. The transcript has 9 exons. The record is from RefSeq and is a predicted model, not a curated record. Gene Ontology annotation, molecular function: chitin binding.